Messenger RNA from Aspergillus aculeatus ATCC 16872, 1806 nucleotides. RefSeq names its product STE20 family serine/threonine-protein kinase. The transcript is spliced from 6 exons. The record is from RefSeq and is a predicted model, not a curated record. The coding region runs from base 1 to 1806 and encodes 601 amino acids. Lineage: Eukaryota; Fungi; Ascomycota; Eurotiomycetes; Eurotiales; Aspergillaceae. Gene Ontology annotation, biological process: protein phosphorylation. Gene Ontology annotation, molecular function: ATP binding; protein kinase activity.
AUGGAGGACGACAUGGCAAGUCACUACCAGAUGAUGGAAGAGCUGGGAAGUGGUAGCUUUGGAACAGUAUACAAAGCCAUUGACAAGGCUACGGGCGAGAUCGUAGCGAUCAAGCAUAUCGAUCUCGAGUCCAGCGAAGAUGAUAUCCAGGAGAUCCAGCAGGAGAUCUCGGUCCUUGCCACCUGCGCCAGUCCAUUCGUCACGCAAUACAAGGCUAGUUUUCUUCGAGGACAUAAGUUGUGGAUUGUCAUGGAAUUCCUCGGUGGAGGAUCGUGUCUGGACCUGCUCAAACCCGGAGUCUUCAACGAAGCACACGUCGCCAUUAUUUGCCAACAACUGCUACUCGGACUCGACUACCUGCACAGCGAAGGCAAGAUUCACCGCGACAUCAAAGCCGCAAAUGUACUUCUGUCGCACACGGGCAAAGUGAAGCUAGCGGAUUUCGGAGUUGCCGCGCAAUUGAUCAACAUUAAAUCCCAGCGCAACACAUUUGUCGGAACACCGUUCUGGAUGGCCCCGGAAGUCAUUCAACAGUCUGGGUAUGAUUAUAAGGCGGAUAUCUGGUCGCUCGGAAUUACCGCAAUCGAAAUGAUUAACGGCGAGCCACCCCAUGCGAGCACCCAUCCCAUGAAGGUGCUCUUCCUUAUUCCCAAAGAACCCGCCCCGCGCCUACAGGGAGAUCAGUACAGCAAUACCUUCAAGGACUUCAUCACACAGUGUUUGACCAAAGAUCCCGAUCGGCGACCGAGCGCGAAGGAGCUUCUACGGCACAAAUUCAUUCGCAAUGCGGGAAAAACGGAGGCGCUACAAGAGUUGAUUCACCGCAAGCAGGAUUUCGAUGCUGGACGAGGAGUGACCCACAAGAUUAAGUAUUAUGCGGAGUCGCUGAAUACUAUUCGGAACCUGAACGACGACGAUGGGUGGAUUUUCGACACCGUGAAAGCUUCUACAACGACUAUACGUGAAGUCGGAGACGAGGAGGAGAAUGAGCCAGAGCCAGAGCCAGAGCCACAGGAAGACUGGGUUUUCGACGAAACCGCCGACAUGAUGGACGACCUUUAUGUGUCCAGCCCUCCGUCAAAGCAUACGACCAACACUGCAGUACGACGAACUCAAGCUCCCGACCACAGCCCAUCAAUUCGACGGGCCAAGCGACGGUCGAGUGGAGUGAAGCAGCCUCUCGGAGUGGAUAUGAGUUUCGGCAACAGCCCAUCGACGGUGCGGCAGUUCCGUCGGGUGUCGGACAACAAGAGCCCCAGCGACGCAUCUUAUCCGCCGCAGUACCUUUUCGGAGGGGAUGAAAAUGCUAGUCCGAAGACGCUAUUCUCCGAGCCGAACAGCAAGGAAGCACAACUGGGGCGUCGGGCGUACAGCAAGGCGGUCGGGCUCGCCUGCCAGGAAGUGUUGGGGACCACGGGCGACCAAGAGAAGCGAGAAGCGAUCUCACGGCUGGCGGAGGCCUGGAGUGAUCUGGAGAUGGUCGAUCCCGAGGGACUCUAUCAUAUCCUCCGAGCGACGACGGAGAAGCUACAGAGUGACCCGAAGCUGGCCAGUCUCGUCCCACCCGCAGCUCCACCGGGCGAUUCCCCACAGAGGCCGCGACUGGUUUUGGCGCAGAGCAACCCACACCUCAAAUCCCACCGGCGCCGCCAGAGCGCCGCCGUGGCCGAGCCUAGCCUUCAACCCACCCAGCUUGCAAACCUCCCCGGGCAACAGGUGCCGGGGAUGGAACACACCAAGCAGUUGUCAGACGUGCUCUAUCAGCGUUGGUCCGAAGGCCUGCGCAAUCGAUGGCCCGGAAUCUAG